AUGUGGUACUUCUCCACCAACACCGCAAGUAACGUCCAGAUCUUGAGCUUGGAAAUGUUCUUGAGCGACUGGAACGACUUGUCAAAAAACUCUCGCGAGUACUUGCACUUCUUCAAGUACAACUUGGACGGCCAGAUCUGGAGCAGCUCGAUGAUCUGGGCCAGAUGGUCGUCGUUCUUGUUGUUGGUCCAGCAGGCGUUUCCCAGAUCUGCAAUCUUGACAGAAAUAAUCGAGUCGAAGUCCAUCGUCGUGGUGGCAGUGGACGACUGGCGCGACACGGUGGACAGCACAGAUUCUCGCCGCGAGACAGGCUGGUGCGGGUCUAUUGUCAACGACGAUACACGCCGCGUGGCGCUCGUCACUGGGUCCGGGAACGGGAUCGGCGGUUCGGUGGCGUCCACAAACUCCUCGUCGUUCUCCUCGGACGACUCCUCUUCUUCGGGAAUCGCCUGCGGGGAAAUUGUAAACGCUGCAGGAUUCGGAGCAAGAACAGGCGGCACCGGCGGAAUCGAGGAGACGGCCGGCGCAGAUUCGCUCUUGGCAUGCAUGAACGACUCAUGA
Molecule: messenger RNA, 561 nt
Organism: Ogataea philodendri
Lineage: Eukaryota; Fungi; Ascomycota; Pichiomycetes; Pichiales; Pichiaceae
Exons: 2
Coding region: 1-561 (186 amino acids)
Source: RefSeq, a predicted model, not a curated record